AUGGUCGUGUACGUACACGACUGGAAUUUCAGUACCACCGACAGCUCCUUCUCCAGCUCCAGCAUCAAUACAGACAAAGCGCUUUGGGGCUCCACGGUGACCCACAGCCCCGGUGGGCUGAGCCGGACCGGCCAUACAGUGGUGGCAGUAUGCCUCGGCUUUAUUUUAGUGGCAGGAAUCCUCAGCAACUUUCUCACUCUGCUUAUUUUUGCAAAGUUUCGGUCCCUCUGGACGCCCAUCAAUCUCAUCCUGUUGAACAUCAGCCUAAGUGACAUUCUCGUGUGCGUUUUCGGGACACCGUUCAGUUUUGCUGCCAGCCUGCACGGGAGCUGGCUAAUUGGAGAGUACGGCUGUAAGUGGUAUGGAUUUGCCAAUUCCCUCUUUGGGAUUGUGUCCCUUGUGUCCUUAUCUCUUCUAUCGUAUGAGCGCUACACCACCGUGCUCCAUUCCUCUCAGGUUGAUGUCUCAGACUUCAGAAAGGCCUGGCUGUUUGUUGGAGGCUCUUGGUUCUACUCUCUCUUUUGGACAUUGCCACCACUCCUCGGUUGGAGCAGCUAUGGACCAGAGGGUCCUGGUACCACUUGCUCCGUCCAGUGGCACCUCCGCUCACCCUCCAGCAUCUCGUAUGUGUUGUGUCUCUUCAUCUUCUGUCUGAUGCUGCCCCUUCUGCUCAUGCUAUAUUCUUAUGGAAGAAUCCUGAUGGCUGUUAGGAGGGUGGGAAAAAUCAAUCUUCUGGCAGCUCAGCGCAGAGAACACCACAUUUCGCUGAUGGUUUUCUCUAUGGUGUCCUGCUACAUGCUGUGCUGGAUGCCCUAUGGCAUUGUGGCACUGAUGGCCACCUUUGGUGGGUCGGGGCUGGUGACUCCCAUCACGAGUGUGAUUCCCUCCAUCCUGGCCAAGUUCAGCACUGUUGUCAACCCUGUUAUCUACGUUUUCUUCAACAAACAGUUUUAUAGAUGUGUUUUGGCCUUCAUGAAGUGCAAAGAAGAACCUGAGAUUGUACAAAGAGAAGAGCACCGAACUCCCGGGACACAGUUGUCAGAAUAUUUCCGUGUCCAUAGGCAAGCUUCCCUCAGCUCCCCACAAGUCCAGAUCCCCAGUGGCCCCAGAAACACUGUGCUCUGCAGCCGACAUAUAGUGUUUGUUCACUACACUCCAUAA
Messenger RNA from Oreochromis aureus, 1161 nucleotides. RefSeq names its product teleost multiple tissue opsin 3a (gene tmtops3a). The coding region runs from base 1 to 1161 and encodes 386 amino acids. NCBI's taxonomy places the organism in Eukaryota, Metazoa, Chordata, Actinopteri, Cichliformes, Cichlidae. The transcript is spliced from 4 exons. Gene Ontology annotation, cellular component: membrane; photoreceptor outer segment. The record is from RefSeq and is a predicted model, not a curated record. Gene Ontology annotation, biological process: G protein-coupled receptor signaling pathway; visual perception. Gene Ontology annotation, molecular function: G protein-coupled receptor activity.